UGCCAAACAUCUAACCACAAGGACCUAGUGCGAGACGCAAUAUGAUCCAAAAUAGGUCUAAGACGAAGGUCUUCAGAGCCAGACUUGGCGAGUCGAUUUAUAGUUUAUCAAAUGAAUUCCACCUCACCGACCCAAACAUUCACAUGAUGCAGCCCAGCUACAACAUGCUGCACGAUGUGCACACUCGCAAGUACUUUCAGCGGAAGGAUGUGCGAAGCAGGUUACAGAAGGAUGACUUCAUUACAGAAGACAACGAGGUGACAUGCACUCUAAAGGAGUACAGAUUACAUCAGAUGUACCUUGAAACCCUCAAGCGUGCCUCGGACCAAACCAUGAAUGAGAUACAGAGGGACCAGCUGCGGAAGUUCCUCAUGUGCCAGGAGGAGGGGCGGGUUCCCAGCGACGUCACCCUUUCCGAGAUGAGGGAGAUUCUACUGGAGGAGGAGGUGCAGGGCCUGCGGCAGCAGCUCCAGGCCAAUUCGGACUGGGGGAAAAUGACUAAGAGGCUGCCAGAAAGAGAGCAAGAAUAUUUCAAGGAGAUGAACCUGCUGAACUGGAAGGCGGAGGAGCGUGCACGGCUCAGGAGGAUCGAGAAUGAAGUCCGGCAUGAGUGGAACAGGGAGAGGCUCCUUAAAGAGGCCCAGGAAAGGAGAACACAGAAGAAAAUCGCAAUGCUGGUACGCAAAAGCGCCAACCAGAACAAGAAGCUGCUGGAAAAUAUAAAAACCUCAGAGGAUGUGGCAAAGCAAGAGCUGAUCAAAAACAAGCCCACUCAACAGAAGGCUGUGGGAGAACCGUCAGCUACUGAGAUCACGCAAGCUGCAGCCAGUCCUGUAGCCAAGCCCAGAAAGCAAUGGGCGUAUCGGUCUGGGAACAACUGA
Conger conger (European conger) is the source of this 881-nucleotide messenger RNA. Its product is annotated as fibrous sheath-interacting protein 2-like. Lineage: Eukaryota; Metazoa; Chordata; Actinopteri; Anguilliformes; Congridae. The coding region runs from base 42 to 881 and encodes 279 amino acids. The transcript has 8 exons. The record is from RefSeq and is a predicted model, not a curated record.